Molecule: messenger RNA, 2534 nt
Organism: Oncorhynchus masou masou (cherry salmon)
Lineage: Eukaryota; Metazoa; Chordata; Actinopteri; Salmoniformes; Salmonidae
Exons: 6
Coding region: 60-1019 (319 amino acids)
Source: RefSeq, a predicted model, not a curated record
AAUUGGUGGGAGAACGUAAAGUGAAUUAUACUUAAUCUGAGCACCUAUUGAAAAGAAAAAUGAUAAGAUUCGUUCUCUGGAUAUUAUUCUUUCUCAAAAGUGAUCUGAUUGAUGCUGUAAAUGUGUUGGGAAAAGAGGGAAUGAAAGUAACUUUACCGACUGGACUUAAUGACCUACCUAGUGGCACUAUUAUGGCAUGGUCUUUCACAUUGAGUCGUUCAGAUUCAUUUGAUAACAUAGCGCUGCUGAAUGCUGGUGUGAUUACAACAAACUACAGUAGGAGGUUCAAAGACAGACUGAAGCUGGAUACUCAGACUGGAUCUCUCACCAUCAGAAACCUCACCAUCAACGACUCUGGACUUUAUAAAGUACUUAUCAUCAAUACACAGAGUUCAUCUAAGAUUGUAAAUCUAACUGUCUAUGCCUCAGUGUCUGCUCCUCACAUCAGUCCCUCAGUGGACAGUCCAUUUGAAAAAGUGAGCUGUUCCUUGGUGUGCACUGUGAAGAACGCGGGAGAGGUGAUCUUGUCCUGGUACAGAGGAGGGGAGAUACUCAACCAGACCAGCAGCCCUGAUCUUCUAGCCAAUCUCUCUCUCCCUCUGGAGUUAAACAAAAGACAUGUUGACACCUACAGCUGUGAGGCUUCCAACCCUGCUGACUCAAAACCAACUCCGCUCAUCAUUGAAACGCUCUGCCCUCAAUUGUCCUCACGCUCUGCCCUCAAAGGGUCUGGUCGCAAUCCUGUCCCAAUCAUACUGGUCACAUUGUUAGCAGUUGGGAUAAUAAGUGUUGGUACUUACUGGGCAGUUAAAAUAAGGAAAUGUGGAGCCUGCAAGCAAAGAGAAGCAGCCCAACAUUAUGCUGAUGUGAACUUUCAGAGAUCGGUUGGGGAUACACUGGUAUCUGGCACCGGAGGAGUCUGUUCACCAGAAGAGGAGUCUGUUUUGUACGCUGAUGUCAGAAUCUUACCUUCUGUUCAGACAGGACUGGAUUCAAUCACUCCUCUCUCAAAGCUGUGACCUUGGCGUGGUUUAGAGGCUUGUGUGUCUCAAUGACCCCGAGAGCUACGCCGGAGGGGCUUGGGCCCCUGGUAGGUUUAGCCAUUCCGGAUUGGUCUCCGGUGAGGGGCCAGACCAACAACAGCAUUGGUCCUACAUGUUUCACGUUGGUAUGGUGCUAUAGGUAGGCAACUAUACCACUCUGACUAUGUUACAUGCUGUGUGUACAGUUGAAGUCGGAAGUUUACAUACACUUACGUUAUAGUCAUUAAAACUUGUUUUUCAAGCACUCCACAAAUGUAUUGUUAACAAACUAUAGUUUUGGCAAGUCGGUUUGGACAUCUACUUUGUGCAUGACACAAAUCAUUUUUCCAACAAUCGUUUGCAGACAGAUUAUUUCACUUAUAAUUAUAAUAAACGGCGGUGUAGUUAUAAUAUUUACAUGUGAUCAGAAGCAUAGCUGAUAGGAAUGUGUUUUACAGAAAUCAGGCCUACACAGAAUACUUCUGAUCUUCUGUACAUCACUGUUCUAUCUGCAAGGUUCUUUGAAACAUCCCCUGAUGUUAGUCUAACAACAAAACCCACAAAUGGAGAGAGAGUGUGGGACUCUUAUGGUUGCUCAAUUAAGACUACAAAUAUACAUGUAUCAAAAUGAACAUGUCAUCCAAUGUAGAUUGCAUCAACCCCUUCAUCAUCCCCAUAGUAUAGUCGGUGCGUAUGUGUGUGCAUGCAUAUGCAUGUGUGCAUCCGCGAUUGCAUGCUGUGUAGAAAUGAGCUUCUUUCACACCAUAGCGUGUGGUUAUCGCUUCUCUGUCUGUUCUCUUUGUAGACAGUAGCCUAUAUGGGUCAGUCACUCUCAUUCUCACUUGCUUAUAAGAGAGAUGUGGUACCUUCCUCCAGCACUGUACAGCUUCUCUUACACAAAAUAGCUCAAGCAACAAGCCAUGCUCUCUAUCCCCUUUGGAUAAGAAAGGAGAUAUAACAGGUAUAACAGACUGACCUUUGCCCCCUGACAUAUAAACUAUUACAGCAUAAAUACUGGAGGCUGAGACAGGAGGACUCGGGAGACACUGUGGCCCCGUUCGACGAUACCCCCGGACAGGGCCAAGCAGGCAGGAUUUAACCCCACCCACUUUGCCAAAGCACAGCCCCAAACCACUGGAGGGAUAUCGUCAAACCACCAACUUACAACCCUGAGACAAGGCCGAGUAUAGCCCACGAAGAUCUUCCCCACGGCACAAAGAGGAGGAGGAGGAGGAUCAAGAAGAGGAGGCGGAACAAGCAAAAUAGCCUGGAUAAAUCCAGUAUGUUUGUGCUAUCAUAUCAACUCCUUGUCCUUGUCAUGCCAAACACCGGCAUGUUUGGCAUGACAAUGAGUGAAAAGGAUUUGGCAUGAUAGCACAGACUGGAUUUCUCCAGGCUACAAGCACACGCCAUAAAAUGGGAACUAGAAUUAACUAAGUUGUGUUAGAAUUAUGCCAUAGGCUCUGUAAUAUAUGCAGAUUUAAUAAAAUGGUGCAGUUAUCGUGCAUUUAA